AUGUUGGCCAAACAUGUUGCUUGGGCCGCGUACGACAUAGAGGCACCUAUUAGACCUCAAAAAUGUAGAAGCGGGUGCUUCUCUCUUCGCAAUGCAGCAUGGUUUCUUGCGACAGCUGGCUUGUUAGCAACCGCAUUUUACAACAAAGCAUUCAGCGCGAGUUUACAUCUUCCAGGUUUUAAAGGAGAUGCUUCUCCGUGUCAGAGUCAACAUGACUCCAAUAAGCUGAAAAACUUCCAGCAAUGCGCAAUUGACAAUCUUUUGAACACAGGGUUACCAUUCCUGCAGAAUGCAUCACCUAUGGUAGUUGCGGAUUAUGAAGAACGUCGCGAUCGCUUAGCUGAGGCUUUAGUAGCCGAGGAUGUUGACGCUUUUGUAGUUGAACCAGGCUAUACAUUCAAGUAUUAUGGCAAUGUCAGCCAGCCUGAAUGGGAGGUGUGGGAGCCUGAAGAGCGACCGUUCUUAAUGGUUGUGCGCCCCGUAAUUGACGCCACGGGCAGUAUCAAAGCCAACACGACCUUCCUUUGCCCUUCAUUUGAGGCAGAGCGAGCACGACUCCUCGGGAUGCCCUUCACUCAGGCAAUUCAGAUUGUACCGUGGGAGGAGCACUGGGAUCCCUAUACCACUCUGUGGCAGUCUGGCGUAUUUUCCACCCUGACCCGCAUCCCUCGCUUGAUGGUCGACGAAGAAAUGCGCGACUUCAUCCAGCGCGGCCUGGGCUCAGUGGGAUAUGAUAUUGUUGGCUUGCGAGGCCGUGUUGAGGAAGUCCGCCAGAUCAAAAGUGCUGGCGAAGUUGAGAUACUCCGUGCCGUGAAUACAGGAACAGUUGAGGCCGUUCGCCAGAUGAGAAAAUGUCUGUACCCAGGCCUGACCGAAAAUCAAAUCGCUGCAGCCCUGGAUAACGCUCUCCGUGCAUCUGGCAUGGAGCCUUUCUUCGACAUAGUUCUUUUUGAUGAGAACGCAUCAAAUCCCCACGGUGGUACCAACGGGUCGAAGGUUCUCGAGGCGGAGACUUUUGUAUUGAUUGAUGUCGGCGCUCAUCUUUAUGGCUACUCGUCUGAUAUUUGUCGCACAUUUUUCCCUCCCUUUUUAGAGAAGCCAUCAGCAACAGAAGAGCUAGCUCCCUCCAUUGCUGAGAAGCUGAAAGUUUGGGAUAUUGUAUUUGAGGCCCAAACGCAAUCAAUUCAUCAGUUCCGAGAGAACUGCACAGCUGCCAGUGUAGAUAUUGCUGCUCGCAAUGUCAUCGAUGAGUCUGGCUACGAAGGGACAUUUACUCAUCGUGUUGGUCACGGUAUCGGCAUAAAAGCACACGAAAGCCCCUAUCUCAAUAAGGGAAACCAUCAAACGAUGCUCAAGAGGGGUAUGGCUUUUACCUCUGAGCCUGGUAUCUACCUCGUUGAUAAAUUUGGAGUUCGACAUGAGGAUAUCUUUCUGGUACGUGGCAGUGACGAGCCGGAGCUUCUGACAGGUGCCAGAGCUGUUGGACCUUGGGACCCUUGA
Molecule: messenger RNA, 1500 nt
Organism: Penicillium angulare
Lineage: Eukaryota; Fungi; Ascomycota; Eurotiomycetes; Eurotiales; Aspergillaceae
Product: M24 family metallopeptidase
Exons: 4
Coding region: 1-1500 (499 amino acids)
Source: RefSeq, a predicted model, not a curated record